GUGUCUGUGUGUGAAACAGCCUGCGCCUCCACCUCCCUCUUAUUUCUACGACGACGCCACAUAAUCAGCGUGUGCGCAGCAGCUCACAGUCAACACGGAGAAGCACCUGGAGCAGAUCUGCUGUGCAGGGUCAGCAGUCACUGGUCCAGGCCUGCAGCUUUUGUCUCAGCGCCAAUGAGUAGGUUACGCAUCCUGCUCCAGGCUGAUCCUACCACUCGUUUUAUAUACGGUCUGUGGUGAAUGUUGGAGGCAGCAGCUGACAGUGGAGACAUGGCAGAAGCGGAGUUACAAACCUUUGCCUCCAUCAUGGACGCGCUGGUUCGCAUUAGUUCAAACAUGAAGAGUAUGGAACAGGAGCUGCUCUGCCCAGUGUGUGAUGAGAUGGUGAGGCAGCCUAUCCUUCUACCAUGCCAGCACAGUGUGUGUCUGCUGUGUGCAGCAGAGGUGUUGGUACAAAGAGGUUAUCCUCCCCCAGAUCUCCCUCCUGAGCCAAACUCGCCAGCCUCCACACCCAGCACCCGCUCUCCACGCCAGACACGCAGACCCACACCAAGGACCCCUGACCGCCUGGAACGCGUCGUCAGAACAGUGUGUGGUACAUACCCAGGGCGAAGGCGGAGGGACAUCGCCCCUCCCCCCAUGCUGUUCCCAUGUCCUUCCUGUCAGCAGGAUGUGGAGCUUGGAGAAAAAGGCCUGACUGACUGCUUCCGCAACCUCACCCUGGAGCGUAUUGUGGAAAGGUACAGACACACAAUGAGUCUUGGCAGCGUUGCCAUCAUGUGUGGUUUCUGUAAGCCCCCUCACUCUCUGGAGGCCACUAAAGGCUGCGCUGACUGUAAGUCCAACUUCUGCAACGAGUGUUUCAAACUCUACCACCCAUGGGGAACACCCCGAGCUCAGCAUGAACACAUUCUACCCACCAACAACUUCAGGCCAAAGGUCCUAACAUGCACAGAACACGAGCAGGAGCGAUUGCAGUGGUACUGCCGCAACUGCCACAGGUUGCUGUGCUCACUCUGCAAGCUUCAGCGUGUCCACCAUGGACACAAAGUGUUGCCUGUAGCACAGGCCUACCAGGCUCUUAAGGACAAGGUCACAAAGGAAGUCAACUUCAUCCUGGCCAACCAGGAGACAAUCCAGAGCCAGAUCACUCAGCUGGAAGCUGCCAUCAAACAGAUGGAGGCUAACAGCUCAGUGGCUCUGCAGCAACUGACCUACUGUAUCCGGGAGCUGGGAGCAGCUGUAACCGAGCGUCAGGGAGCUUCGGCUCUGGCCCUGGAGGCAUCUCGGAGCAGGAGGGAGGAGGCUGUGUCUGCUCAGGUCUCAGAGAGGCAUGGCCUGCUGGAACAUGAAGGUCUGAUGGCAUACACAGUGGAGCUGCUCAAGGAGACCGAUGCACCCUGCUUUGUUCAGGCUGCCAGAGUCACUCACAGCAGGCUGGUGAAGGCCAUAGAGCACCUGCAGUGUUUCUCUCUAGCUGCUGAUCCCUCCUUCAGACAUUUUCACUUAGAUGCAUCCAAAGAGGUCAAGAUUAUCAACAGCUUGGAAUUCAUACAUGCCCCUCUCGCUCCAGUCAUUGACACUCAGAAGACGUUAGCUUAUGACCAGCUGUUUUUGUGCUGGCGCCUUCCUCAGGACUCGGCCCCAGCUUGGCACUUCUCUGUCGAAUACCAGCGACGAGCAGGAGGAGCUGGGGCCACAUGGGGCGGCACCAGAUCUCCUAGCACCUCAACGUCCUGGCAGCGCCUUGACGAAGUGAGAGGAACGAAUGCCGUGAUUGACCGGCUGCAGAUGGACAGCGUGUAUGUGCUCAGGGUGAGAGGAUGCAACAAGGCCGGGUUUGGAGAGUACAGUGAAGAUGUGUACCUUCACACUCCGCCAGCGCCUGUGUUGAGUUUCUCCUUGGACUCUCGCUGGUGUUUGCAUGCUGACAGGCUGGCCCUCGGUAAAGGCCAAACCUAUGCUCGCAGUGUUCCCGGCCUCUCUCUCCUGCAAGCGGCUGACCACACACUCACGUCUUGCCACUUGUCCUCUGAUCUGCUGGUUGCAGACUUGGCUGUCACUCAAGGUAGACACUACUGGGCAUGCUCCGUGGAGCCUGGUUCCUACCUGGUAAAGGUGGGAGUAGGGCAGGAGGCUAAGCUACAAGAGUGGUUCCACCUCCCUCAAGACAUCGCCAGCCCUCGUUGUGACCCAGACAGUGGCCAUGACAGUGGGCCUGAGGACGGCCAGGACUCCCCUCCCUUCUUCUUCCUCACUAUGGGCAUGGGUAAGAUCCUUCUUCCACAAGGACAGAGUCACAGUCAGAGCCAGGGGGACAGUCAGAGCCAUGGAGGAGUGCACUCCCAUAGUAGUAGCCAUAGUAACCUGUCUCGCCCUCACACUGCUCCUCUGCCACCACGACUGGGAGUUUGUCUGGACUGUGAUAAAGGACGAGUCACGUUCUACGAUGCUCACUCCUUGCGGAUCCUCUGGGACGGACACGUGGAUUGCUCAGCUCCGGUGUGUCCGGCGUUCUGCUUCAUUGGUGGAGGAGCACUGCAGCUUCAGGACCUCGUGGCCAAUCGGAGCAGCGAAGAGCCGCCGCCGCGGAGGGUGACCAUCCAAACAAGAGCAACGAAUCUCAGCAAAUGAAUAAGGGGAUUGUUUUUGGAUGCAGCUCACUGAACACAUGUGGCAGUGAGUUGAUAAUAUGACACUUUUGAUACUUGACUGGACUGUUUCUGCUCAAUGUGGCAGGAUUUCCCUGUGGGUGUGAUUUUGGUUUGCAUCUGCACUUGAAAAUAUCAAAUCUUUCUGUUCGCUUGAUGUAGUUUUGAGUUUGUCCUUCUUUUUUGUCUCCUUGACUAUGAACAGUGUGGCUGAAAUGGUUCUAUGCAGAAUACUGUUGACAGGGUGAGUCAAACACAUGUAUUACAGGCACUAUUAGAAGCUCUGCUCUCUAUUUACACAUGUUUAGAUUUAUCCCAGAAGAGCUGGGUAUCAAAUUUGCAUGCAGGUGUCUCUCUCUAGCAUUCAUAAUGAACAUAUAUGCAGAAAACUGAUUGUCAACUUGUAAAAGCACCUCAGACGUACUGUAUGUCUGAUUUUCUAUCUUGAUUUUUAUGUAGCUUCAACGAGCGUUAACAAUGUGCAUACAAUGCGGAAUUAGAGAAUAUGGAUAUUCGUUGGUUGUGGAAUUGUAAAGUUCUGCAACUUCAGACAUUUUGUAAAGUCACUGUUUUGCAUUUCAAAGAGACCUGUGUGACAUUUUGGAUGGACAAAGAUAGUCAGUGCUGCUUCUGUGUUGUCAGACCACAACAAAGACCUGAAAGAGUUGAAAAAAAACAAUAAUAAUAAUAAUGUUGACUCAUUAAAAGAAGGAUGCCUUUGUUUUUUUCACAUUUUGACAAACACAUGUAGAUGGCCUGCUUAUUCAAUGUUAAACUGUGGAGUCUUGAGUGAUUUGCACAAUAUUAUUGGUCAGUAAGAAAGAGAUGACGAAGCAAACAGCUGAAGUACGUCUGUUUUAAGAUAAUUACUUUUUACUGCUACUGACUGUAACUCAUUUGCAAAAUGUAGUGAGUCGGUUAUGUGUGGAGAAUGUAAGAGUUAUGUAUCACUUCAAUGUAAGAGACGGUCUAUAUUGUAAUAUUUUCAAAUCCACUGGCUCUGACUGUAUUUUACUUUAGUAGUAUUGAUGUGUGUGUGUAUGUGUGUGUGUGUGUUCUGAAUUGUGUUACUGCACAUGAAUGACUUUUUUCUGUAACAUCUCAGAAAUCAGAAUCUUCAAAUCUAGACUUUGCCGAAUGUUUCUAUCAUGUCACGAGAAAUACAAUAAAUGAAAUGGAGUCACUUUGA
This is a messenger RNA of Solea solea (common sole), 3840 nucleotides long. It is a transcript of the gene trim46a, whose product is annotated as tripartite motif containing 46a. Gene Ontology annotation, molecular function: protein binding; zinc ion binding. The record is from RefSeq and is a predicted model, not a curated record. Bases 241 to 2634 code for a protein of 797 amino acids. Lineage: Eukaryota; Metazoa; Chordata; Actinopteri; Pleuronectiformes; Soleidae. The transcript has 12 exons.